AUGGUGAUUACUGCUGGUUUCGUCAACAAUCCUUGUUCGUGUUUCUCAAGUGCUCUCUGUAUAACAAUUAAUUGGAUCGACGUGACUAGUGGCAUUCUCGGUGUUUUUGGACUUGGAUGCAGAGCGAAGUUACCAAUACUUAAGGGUCUUCUUGCCUGUUCUAUAUUAAUGUUUCUCUCAAGCAUUGCCUACAUCAUUGCAUAUAUUGCUAUCAGUAUUUGGCUGUGCAUGAAAGCAAGAUCAAACAUUGUACACGUAGAAGCAGCUUACCAAAAUAAUGUAGACUCGGUCAGAAUAAGACAACAACAACCGGACAGUCUAACCCGUGGUUAUGAAUAUACAGGUCGACCAGAAAAUCAUGGUCCUAGGUCGAAUCUUGAUCAUCAUUUGUCACCAUCGAAAUCGGCACCUCGUCUGGAACAAGAUCCAUAUGAUGAGCCCUACGCUCAACAUAGUGCGCCUUAUCCAGUGGUACCACCACGAGCACGAUCGGUAAACGACAUUCUUCCUUCUGCUGUUCCUGCUGUAUUGGGUGGAUUACAAGUUGUACUCUGGCUUGCUAUAAUAGGUCUUGAAGCAGGAGGUCUAUCGUACGAUCCAUGGCGCGGUACUGCCUAUGCAGGGUUCUGGUGUGCUGUUAUAUAC
Molecule: messenger RNA, 645 nt
Organism: Adineta steineri
Lineage: Eukaryota; Metazoa; Rotifera; Eurotatoria; Adinetida; Adinetidae
Source: the annotation of a GenBank genome assembly